Molecule: messenger RNA, 780 nt
Organism: Strongyloides ratti
Lineage: Eukaryota; Metazoa; Nematoda; Chromadorea; Rhabditida; Strongyloididae
Product: HAD-superfamily hydrolase, subfamily IG,5'-nucleotidase and HAD-like domain-containing protein
Exons: 2
Coding region: 1-780 (259 amino acids)
Molecular function (GO): 5'-nucleotidase activity
Source: RefSeq, a predicted model, not a curated record
AUGAAUAUUUAUAAUACAAGUAAAAAUCAAAUUCAAAAAAUAUCUUUAAAAAGACCAAUAAAUCCAAGAGGUGUCUUUGCACAAAAUGAAUUAAAUCUUCGUCAUAUUGGAGCAUUUGGGUUUGAUUAUGAUUAUACUCUUUGUGUAUAUAAAAAAGAAUUAAAUAAAUUAAUAUAUAAUUUAACAAUGAAUGUUUUAAUAGAAGAUAAAAAAUAUCCAGAUGCCUUAAAAUCUUUACCAUAUGAUUUUGAUUUUGCAAUAAGAGGAUUACAUUUUGAUAUUAAAAAUUCAUGUUUACUUAAGAUUGAUGCUUUUAAUACAAUUCAAUCUGGUUCAGUAUAUAGAGGUAGAAGAAGAUUAAAUGAUGAAGAAAUACUCAAACAAUACAAAAGUUUUAAUUUACCAGAUUCAAAAGUUCAAAAGAUGAUACAAUUAAAUGAUUUAUUUUCACUUCCUUGGGCUGGUAUAUUAUCAAAUAUAGUUGAUUAUUGUGAUAAUGUAAUUGGUAAUGUUAUAGCAUAUACACUUCAUGAUGAUAUUAAAGAAGCUGUUGGAAAAGUUCAUACAAGUGGAAUGAUGUAUAAAGCUGUUAUGGAAAAUAUAGAAAAAUUUGUUCAUCCAAAUGAAAAUUUACGACCAUACCUUGAAUCAUUAAUUAAUAAUAAAACUAAAGAAUUAUUUAUAAUAUCAAAUAGUCCUUUUAAUUUUAUUAAUGCUGGAAUGAAAUAUAUGAUUGGUGAUGAUUGGAGAGAUUUUUUUAAAUAUAUUAUUAUUAUAUGA